Molecule: messenger RNA, 1014 nt
Organism: Pistacia vera
Lineage: Eukaryota; Viridiplantae; Streptophyta; Magnoliopsida; Sapindales; Anacardiaceae
Exons: 4
Coding region: 1-813 (270 amino acids)
Biological process (GO): aromatic amino acid biosynthetic process
Molecular function (GO): oxidoreductase activity; 3-dehydroquinate synthase activity
Source: RefSeq, a predicted model, not a curated record
AUGGCGGUUUGCAUCAAAGCAGAAGAUGUUGACAGUGAUGCAACACCAGAACGCCCCACCACAAAACCAGCAAAUACAAACGCUACAUUGGCUGAAAUUUUGGUGCCAAGAGGGUCACCCGGCUGCCUGAGUUCUGAUAGGCAUGUUGUAAUCGUGAUGGACGCAUUGAAGCAAUUCUCUUGGGGGCCUCUCCAAUGGACACUCGACCAUGUCAUUCCAUCUAAUUGCACCGUUACUCUCCUCGGUGUCAUGCCUUGGAUUCCCCUCGCAUUGUCAUGCAAGACAAGGAUUUGGACGUAUGACUUUGGCAAUUUGUUAGCAUUCAAAUCUAGAAGCGAAUGGAAUAACGAAGAGACUCGUGGGAUAAUUGAGCUGUGUGAACAAAAAGGGGUGGUUCCCUUUAUGCAAUUGGCCAUGGGACAUCCGUUGAAGCUUGUUGUUCUUGAGAAAACUACAAACCUUCAUGCUAACCUAGUGGUUCUCGAUAGACACAUGAGAAAGAACAAAGGAUUCUAUGCGGAAAGGUUGCCGAGCAGCGUAGUGGUGAUGAAUAACGAUGGAGGGGUUGAUAUUAUAAGAAUCCAGUCCACCAUAUAUACCUGUGAUUCAUCUCCUGAACAAGAAUCUCCAUCUCCGGCCACUCCACCACCAACUAAGCUUAUUCUCUCAGAAGCAUUGUCUGAACUUCUCCAACACAAAGACAUCGACCCUCAAAAACCUGUUAAUAAGUGUUGGAAAAAUGGCUCAUUUAGCAAAAUCCCUCAUGGGGUAGAAGUAAAAAUAGAGAAAGGUUUAGGGACUUAUAUAAAAUAGGCCAAAAGUUAGUAUGUCCCAUAUUGCUUAGAAAUGAAAGUAGAGGAACUUUUGGGGCCUAUAUAUAAAGACUCAAGACAUAGUAAUAAGCAUAACAAAUUGUAUUUACAUUACACCCCUCUUGUUAGGGUUCUUUCAUUAAAGACCCUUUAGUUGAAAAGUUUUGUUGUAUCUCCUCUUUGUUUUCGGUAAUUGUUUUAA